Molecule: messenger RNA, 2160 nt
Organism: Oryzias latipes (Japanese medaka)
Lineage: Eukaryota; Metazoa; Chordata; Actinopteri; Beloniformes; Adrianichthyidae
Gene: cog8
Product: component of oligomeric golgi complex 8
Biological process (GO): intra-Golgi vesicle-mediated transport
Cellular component (GO): COG complex
Source: RefSeq, a predicted model, not a curated record
GAACACGUCAGCUGAUCUGGUCCGGUCGAGUCACCGCUGCAGUCCCGGUUCCGUCCACCGAGAGGCGCUGUGCAGAGAAGGUGGAGGCGGAAGCAGAAAGCGUCUGCUGACGUCACACCCAGCUGGCAGCAUGGCGGCGGUGGACGUGGAGGACGAGAGCCUCCUGGCCUCCAUGUUCCGGGACAGUUUUCCGGACACCUGGAGGGACAACCCGGACUUCGCGGCCUACCUGUCCGAGCUGAGCGCGUGCGGCGUGGAGGAGCUGAGCCGCGAGCCCGAGCGGCUGGCGGAGGAGCGCGCGCAGAUCCUGGAGCAGACGCGCGAGCUCGCCUUCUCCAACUAUCAGACGUUCAUCCGGACCGCGGACUGCACCGAGCUCAUCUACCGGGACUUCGGGCGCGUGGAGGCCCGGGUGUCCAGCCUGCUGGAGAAGCUGCCCCGCUUCGGAGAGCGCUGCAGGAGCUUCAUGAAGGAGGCGGAGGAGAUCGCCGCCAGCCGCCGCAUGAACAGCCUGACGCUGAACCGCCACACGGAGAUCCUGGAGGUCCUGGAGAUCCCGCAGCUCAUGGACACCUGCGUCCGGAACGCCUACUACGAGGAGGCGCUGGAGCUGGCGGCCUACGUCAAGAGGCUGGAGAGGAAGCACGCGAGCCUCCACGUCAUCCAGGGAAUCGUGCGUGAGGUGCGUCAGUCCACCCAGCUGAUGCUCUCCCAGCUGCUGCAGCAGCUGCGCAGCAACGCCCAGCUGCCCGUGUGUCUGCGCGUCAUUGGCUACCUGCGGCGGAUGGACGUGUUCACGGAGGCGGAGCUUCGGGUCAAGUUCCUGCAGGCGCGCAGCACCUGGCUGCGCUCGGUGCUCACAGCGAUCCCCGACGACGACCCGUACGUCCACGUCACCAAAACCAUCGAGGCCUGCAGGGUCCACCUGUUUGACAUCAUCACGCAGUACCGGGCCAUCUUCUCAGACGAGGAUCCACUGGCCCCGCCCCCCGCCGGCCAGACGGCGGUGAACGAGGCGGCCAUCUUCCACGGCUGGGUGGUUCAGAAGGUGGCGGAGUUCCUGGAGACGCUGGAGCGGGACCUGCAGCGAGGCGUGGGGGGCCGCCUGGACUCGCUGCUGGGGCAGUGCAUGUACUUCGGCCUGUCCUUCAGCAGGGUGGGGGCGGACUUCCGGGGGCAGCUGGCGCCCAUGUUCCAGCGGGUGGCGGCGGACACCUUCCGCUGCGCUGUACAGGAGGCGGUGGACAAGUUUCAGGAGGACAUGAACAUGUACACGCUCAUCGCACUCCCCUCUGUGCUGGGCGGGGCCAUCCCCCCCACCGCCCCCGGCGUCCAGCCCGGCACCCUGCAGCCCCCGAUGGUCCUGCUGGACUUCCCCCCCCUCGCCUGCUUCCUCAACAGCAUCCUGAGCGCCUUCAACGACCUGCGGCUCUGCUGCCCCCUCGGCCUGGCGCACGACGUCACGCUCUGUCUGCAGGACGCCGCCCACAUGGUGACCCAUCAGAUUCUGGGGUUCCACCGGGCCGAGGCGGCGGCGAUUAGCAGCAGGGAGGCGGAGCUUUUCUCUCGGUUCUGCUCGGCGUACGCGGACGACCUGCUGCCCUUCCUGAACCGCUGCCUGCAGCUGCUCUUCCCUCCGGCGCAGCUGGCGUUGGUUCUGGGUGUUCCCGCCUCCCAGCUGGUCCGCUUCGGCGGCCUUGGCUGCAUCGAUGUCGCCGCAGUUCUGCAGCCUCUGGACUUCCUGCUUUCUCAGAAGGAGGAGCCGGCGCCGCCAGGCAGCCCAGCCGAGCUGAGCUCACUCGCCAUGGAGACCCGGCUCCCAGAAUCAGAACCGACCCGGUUUGACUGUGAGCCCACAGCUGAGCUGCAGCCUGAGGAGUGAGGGUGUUGUGGUCACAUGACCUGCUCUGGUCACAGGAUGGAGACGUGUUUAAGGGACUUGUGGGUUUGGAUCUGGUUCUGGUUCUGCUCAGGAGUUUUCUGCUACUUUUCAGAUGAACCGUUUUCUUUUGAGUCUUUCUAUUCCAUGGGAAAUGUAUUUAUCCAAAACCGCUUAAUGAAAAAAAUAAAAAUGUUGAAACCUUUUCUAAAGGAAGGCUGUUGCAGCCGUUGUCACGGCAACAAAAAAAAAAGCUGAAAUAAAUUCUAUAUUAAAAUAAU